UAGAAACGAACGACCGAUAGCCCGAGGUUGGUGGUUUUUAAAUCUCUAUAAAAUUUUUAGUUUGUUUUAAUUUAGACACCAUGUAUCUGUCUUUUCUGAAAAGAAAAAGAACAUCUAAAUUCACAAAAUUACCAAAAUUUCUUUAAAAAAAACAUUAUAGUAACACGAUUAGAAUUAUCUCGACAACUUUGUGAAAAUCAACUAACAUUUUCGAUUGGAUUUACGUAUUACAAAAGGACAUUAAAAGUGGAGAUUCACAUGAGAUUCACAUGAGAUUCACAUGAGAAGAUAAAAGGAAAUACUUUAAAGUAUAGCACAAAAAGACGAACACUUUACUCGGUGAAUCACUGCAAAAUGAUAUAACAUAAACGGAGGAAGGUUUCUAUAUGUUAAAAGGAUAUGUAUUUGGACCUUAUAAUUUUAUCUUUUCUGGCUUCUGUCUCUGGUCUUCCAUUCGGAAGAGAUUGGAGUAACCUCGGAAUAAAAUCGACAGAGAAAGUUUCGGUGAACCUGAAAACAAAAGACAAUUUUCGUUUUAAAAGAAGUGCUAGUAAUCAUCCUAAGCAAUUGACAUUCCAAUACACAUCCAAAUCUGUUGGCGAUGUGUCGAUUGAAUUAAAGAAAAAUAAUAUUCAGAAAAUACCACCAGUAUUAUUGUAUGAUGGGAUUAAUCUAAAGAAUAAGACAGAUAUUAACAUAGGGGAUUUUGCGUUAUACUACAAUACAGAAAAUAAAGCAUCAGCAUUAGUAAAGUUUUAUAGUGACGACUUAUCGCAUUAUCAUAUUCAUGCUACAUACAUAAUAGGAUCAUCAUGGUUUACUCUAGAGCCAUCGGAAACAACAGGAUCUCGGACCAAGAGACAAGUCGUCCCAUCGCUACAAACUUCACCCGAGAAGACAACGGCCCAUCCUGCUCUUAACCGGGAAUAUUUGAUCUAUGAAAUGCUUUUUACAGAAGGGCAAACAUUCUUUAAUGAUACUUUCGUCUUAAAAGAGAAUCCAGAUUUCACUACAGACCCACAAUUAACAACAGAACGAAUCACAGAAUCAAACACAACAACCCAAACAGUACCAGUAUUUAAUUUCCGUGAUAGAGGAAAGAGGUCAAGUCCAACAACAGAAAAAAAGAAGCGUACAAAGAGGCAGAUCCCAGUAUUAUACGUUGAGUAUUUAGUUUGCAUUGAUUAUGCGAACUAUAUCAUUUGGAAAGAAAUGUCUACAGCAACAGAUGACGCUCAAAAGCAUGCAGAUGCAGAAAACAUGAUAAUUCAAUUUUACUUGUUCGUUACUAAUGGGAUAAAUACAAGAUAUGAAUCAUUAAUGACACCAGAAGGAGACGUAAAGGUCAUCUUGGCAGGGUUUGUUAUCGCUACGAAUAUUGAAGCCUCAAAAUGGACAGAAGACAAUGUAAUCAGUUCGAAUGUAGUAAAUGAUGGGAAUACAUUACUGACUUUCUCACAGUGGAUAAAUGCCAAUAGGAAUACUGAUGCCAUACCAGCUCAUGAUCACGCUGCGCUGUUUACUGGGUAUGAUUUGGCAGAAAAAAUAACAGACAAAAGAACAAUAGGGAUAGCUUACCUGUCACGGGUGUGUAACUCGUAUGCGUCCUCUGUCAACGAAGAAACAUUCAACGCAAUGAUUAUACACAUCGCUGCACACGAACUUGCGCACAACCUAGGAGCAUCUCAUGACAGUUAUCAUUCUAACGGAUGUUCAGCAGAAUUUGGAUAUGUGAUGUCUCCCUCGCUUCCAAAUAGUGAAUAUAGCUCAGCCACCUCAGCAUCAAGAAAUUUCAUAUUUUCGUCAUGUUCAAGGGCAUCUAUUGGAUCAUACAUAGCAGGUUUAGAAACAAACUGUUUGGAAAAUUCUCCCAUGGAUGGAUUGGUAGAUUUAACGCUGGCUGCAUUCAAUCCAGGUGAAACGGUAUACGGCGUAGACGAUCAGUGUGGACUUACAUAUGCUCCAAAUGGAGGGUCAGCAAUGUGUAGGGAAAACUAUCCUUUGACAACUAUGAAAUGGGCCAGUGUAUGCUACAGAUUACAGUGUAGAAAUCCCGCAAAUCUGAAUGGACCUUGUUCAAGUCAGUUUGCGCAUGACGGAACUGCUUGUGGAAACUAUAAGUGGUGUCAACAAGGCCAAUGUGUUAGCUCUGUGGACGCUCCCAAUGUCCCAGAUAUUUGCCCAUUUGGAGAUGACCCCCUUUUCAAUUGUGACAUAAAUCAAUGCAACCAGUAUGGUCAACAGAUCCGUUCUGGGAAAUGUUGCUAUACUUGCCUUGUUCCGAAGACGACAACUUCAACUAGUACAAGUACGACCACAACGACGCCACCAACUACAACUACCACGCCCAUUACUACAACAACCACGCCCACAACUACAACAACUACGCCCACCACUACAACUACCACGCCCACAACAACGACAACAAUGCAAUCUACAACAACAAGAGUAAUAAAAACAACCCGUCAAACAUCAAUGAAUACACCAGUGACAACUGAUAAACCUUUUACACAAAGUUUUGAUGAACUUGCGGAUCAUGACUUGAAAACAGCCAUGGCUUUAUUUGUACAUUUAGUUGCUAUGUUAUAGAUGCAGAUCUUCAAAAAAUCUUUUAACCGUGUCAUUGUUAAAGACGAUAAUUUUCAUGAAAUGAAAAGAAUGAAUCCAAUCUGUCAAAACAUUUUUUGAAAAAAAAUUCUGCCUUAAUGAAUCCAAUCUGUCAGUAAUAUUCUUGAAAAACACAGCCUUAAUUCGACAUUUCAGAAAUUAGUGCAUUUUUGAAAACAUUUUCAAAAAUCAAAGUGUUGGGAUUGGUGAAAAACGUUCUAAGCAAUGGAAAUCCAACCAACGACAUUGCAAAAUUAUCUGUUUUUUUCAAACAUGUGUGUUAUAAACUCGACCUUUAUUUGCCUAGCAAGUCGUAAAGAAAAAAACAAACACACUGUUAUAUUUCGGGAUCUUUUUAUGAUGCACUUUCGUUUUUAUUUAAUUAUCUUUAUGCGUAUUUAUUGUUAGAAGUAAUUUUGUAAAUGUCCUAUUGUUUGUUUGUUUUUUCUCAAAUAAAUGUAUGCUUCCGUG
Mytilus californianus (California mussel) is the source of this 3078-nucleotide messenger RNA. RefSeq names its product A disintegrin and metalloproteinase with thrombospondin motifs 19-like. NCBI's taxonomy places the organism in Eukaryota, Metazoa, Mollusca, Bivalvia, Mytilida, Mytilidae. The coding region runs from base 400 to 2589 and encodes 729 amino acids. Gene Ontology annotation, molecular function: metalloendopeptidase activity. The record is from RefSeq and is a predicted model, not a curated record. Gene Ontology annotation, biological process: proteolysis. The transcript is spliced from 17 exons.